Solanum lycopersicum (tomato) is the source of this 3323-nucleotide messenger RNA. Its product is annotated as receptor-like protein kinase THESEUS 1. Gene Ontology annotation, cellular component: plasmodesma; plasma membrane. NCBI's taxonomy places the organism in Eukaryota, Viridiplantae, Streptophyta, Magnoliopsida, Solanales, Solanaceae. Gene Ontology annotation, biological process: protein autophosphorylation. Gene Ontology annotation, molecular function: transmembrane receptor protein tyrosine kinase activity; ATP binding. The record is from RefSeq and is a predicted model, not a curated record.
UUAUUAAAAUAUUACAAGAGUGACAGUUGUAUACUGGCUGUGUGGUUGUGUUAGUUAGCUAGCUAUUUCAAUUCCCUAAGCUUCCAACUUUAAUGUCAUAAACACAACUUGUUUCCCAAAAAAAUUCAUUACUACACACUCACUCACUCACCUUAACAAACCUAAAACUUCCAAAAUCUUGAAAAACACAAAAACCCCAUCUUCAAAAUCACAACCUUUUUCCCAAAUUUUACUUUUUUGUUCAUCUUGUAUACAUCAGGUAUGGCCUUUUUUGGGUUUGUUUUAGCUCAAUUUGACAAGAAAAUGAGUUUUUGCCAUAUGGGGUUUUUGUUUUCAGUCUUGUAAUGUUGUAUUUUUGAGUAAAAAUGUGUUCUUGGUAAAGGGUUGUUGUUGUUUUAUGCUAGCAUUGUGUGUGAUUUCUUAGUUUUUGGUUAUUGGAUUAUGUUUCCUUUGUCCUGUUUUCUGAGCUGUAUUUUUGAGUAAAAAUGUGUUCUUGGAAAAGGGCUGUUCUUGUUUUCUGCUAGGAUUGUGUGAUUUCUCAGUUUUGGUCUUUUUUUACCAAUAGACUGUUAUCUGAGUUGUAAAUUUGAAUAAAAAUGGUUUCUUUAAAAGGGUGGUUGUUGUUUUCUGCUAGCAUUGUGUGUUUUCUCAGUUUUUCAUCAUUGGGUUUUGCUUCUUUUACCCCAAUAGACUGUUUCUUGAUUAGCUGUGGUGGAAAUAAAUCUAUACAAGUUGAAGAUGGAAGGGUUUUUGAAUCUGAUUUUGGGGAUUCUGAUGUGGUGUUGUCAACAGAUUCACUUAUAACUGUGUCAAAUAAUGUAAAUGGUUUGUUGUCUGAACUUCAUAAUUCUGCUAGAGUGUUUACUGAAAGUUCAGUGUAUACUAUUAGUACAAAGCAGAUUGGUAGACAUUGGUUAAGGUUGCAUUUCUAUCCUGUUAAGAACAAUAAACACAACCUAAAAUCAGCUGUUUUUUCUGUUGUGGCUAAUGGGAUUACAUUGCUUCAUGAGUUUUCCUUUUCAAGAUUGGGGAAAAAGGAACCUUUGUUGAAGGAAUACGUAAUCGAAAUAGGUGGAUCGAGUAGUUCGGGUAAUUUAGUACUUACAUUGUCUCCAGCUAGUGGCUCAGUUGCAUUUAUCAAUGGGAUAGAGGUGGUCUCUAUGCCUGAGGGUCAGUUUGAUUUCAGUGUUGAACCUAUUCCGAGGGGGCCAGGUUUUGUUGUUCCGUCCUCGGUUGCUUUAGAGACAGCUUAUAGAGUGAAUAUGGGGGGUCCAAGAUUGACACCAAGAAAUGACACUUUGUGGAGGAUGUGGAAUUCAGAUCAUACGUUUCUUGUUAAUCCUGCUACUGCUCGGAAGGUGAGUAUGGAUCCGAAAUCAGUCAAGUAUCCGGCAGGUGAGUCCGUUGAUAUUGCACCGAACUGGGUGUAUGCCACUGCACAAGAAAUGGCAGAUGCCAAAGUAAUAGAUCAAAAGUUCAACAUGACAUGGACGUUUCCAGUCGAACAUGGAUUCAUUUACUUCAUUAGGAUGCAUUUCUGUGAUAUUGUUAGUCUUUCUCUUAACAAUUUGAUCUUCGAUGUGUACAUCAAUAACCAAACUGCCGUGGAAUCGUUGGAUAUCUCAACAAAGACGAUGGCAUUGUCAGCUGCUUACUUUGUGGAUUUUGUAGUGAAUAUGUCAAUGGGCUCGAAUAAAAUUUUCGUUCAAGUUGGUCCUUCUAAUUUGAGGAUUACUCCAGCCAAUGCUAUUCUAAAUGGUUUGGAGAUAAUGAAAAUGAGCAAUCCCAGUAGCAGCCUCGACGGAAAAUUUGUAGGAUAUUUCAGCAAUUCCGAAAGAUCAAAUACUAAGAGACAUGUAAUGCUAAUAGUCUUUGCUAUCUUAGGAAGUUUAGCAGGUUUAUUGCUCAUUGCAGUGUCCUGUUUUCUCUGUUUCGUUUGUUUCCGUAAGCCAAAGAUGGUGAAACAAAAAUCUUUAUCAUGGUUAUCUUUUCCAAAUCAUAUUGGAAUUUCAGAAACUAAAAUCUCAGCAGGUAGUUUUGCUUCAACAACACCUUCACGGACGUUGGGGCGUAUCUUCGCCUUCUCUGAGAUUCGUGAAGCUACAAAGGACUUUGAUGAGAGCUUGGUCAUUGGUGUCGGUGGCUUUGGCAAAGUUUAUAAAGGGGUGUUAGAAAAUGGGGUAAUGGUUGCUGUAAAGAGGGGAAAUAGCAAGUCUCAACAAGGACUUGUUGAGUUCAGGACAGAAAUCGAGAUGUUAUCCAAGCUACGCCAUAGACACCUGGUUUCUUUAAUUGGCUACUGUGAGGAGCUAAAUGAGAUGAUCCUUGUAUAUGAAUUCAUGGCAGGCGGACCGCUCAGAAAGCACUUAUACGGAUCAGAUUUUCCUCAUCUUUCGUGGAAACAAAGACUAGAAAUUUGCAUCGGAGCUGCGAAAGGAUUGCAUUAUCUUCACACUGGUGCAGCUGAGUGCAUCAUCCACCGCGAUGUCAAGACUACCAAUAUUUUGUUGGAUGAGAAUCUCACAUCAAAAGUGGCUGAUUUUGGUUUAUCAAAAUUUGGCCCCGCGUUAGAUCAAACUCACGUGAGCACAGCCGUGAAGGGAAGUUUUGGUUACCUCGAUCCAGAGUAUUAUCGUAGACAGCAACUGACAGAGAAGUCUGAUGUCUAUUCAUUUGGAGUAGUACUCAUGGAAGUCCUAUGUGCACGUUCAGCAAUCAAUCCUUCACUCCCACGAGAACAAGUAAACAUAGCCGAGUGGGCAAUGCAUUGGCAAAAAAAGGGACAAUUGGAGCACAUAAUCGAUCCUUAUCUUGCAGGAAAAGUGAGCCUCGAUUCACUCAGGAAAUAUGGUGAAACCGCGGAGAAGUGUUUGGCUGAGUAUGGUGUUGAAAGACCAUCGAUGGGGGACGUUCUUUGGAAUCUUGAAUACGUUCUUAACUUACAAGCUGCUGCCAGACAAUCUUUAGAAGAUGAAAACAGCAAUGGUAUACCAGAUAUACCUUACUCAAUUCCCUGUGUUGAGUCGGGUGAGGCUGAUGAAAUCGACAUUGUUAGCCAUGGUGAAUCAGAUGUAACAACUUCAUCUGGAGUGUUCUCUCAAAUAAUGAAUCCAAAAGGAAGGUAAAGAAGAAGCUUGUAUUGAAAAUUGUGGUUAUAGUGUGUUCAUUUUUUUUUCAUACUAUAAGUAGAUUUAUACCUUAUAUUAUUAUACAUCUCAGGAUGCAUUUUUAUGUAUGGCUUUACACAGUUUACAUUAUGAAUCAAUGGUAGUAAUGCUCAUGUUGUAAUUGUCUUUUUCAAGAUUCUUUCAGUUGUGUUUUCA